Pipistrellus kuhlii (Kuhl's pipistrelle) is the source of this 3257-nucleotide messenger RNA. RefSeq names its product tRNA methyltransferase 44 homolog (gene TRMT44). The transcript is spliced from 11 exons. NCBI's taxonomy places the organism in Eukaryota, Metazoa, Chordata, Mammalia, Chiroptera, Vespertilionidae. The record is from RefSeq and is a predicted model, not a curated record. Gene Ontology annotation, biological process: tRNA methylation. The coding region runs from base 65 to 2317 and encodes 750 amino acids. Gene Ontology annotation, molecular function: metal ion binding; tRNA (uridine) methyltransferase activity.
GCACACGCCGCGCCGCCUGCGUCAUCGCCGCGCGCCGCUGCCAGGCUCGGGGCGCAGGCUGACCAUGGCGGAGGUGGGCCGGGCGGCGGUGCGCGACCCCGGCACGCUGCUCCCGGGCGGCUUCUGGGCGGCGGUGGCCGUGUGGCUGGAGCGGCCGCAGGUGGCCAACAAGCGGCUGUGCGGCGUCCGCCUGGAGGCCCGGCGGCGCGCGGCCCGGCCCGGGACCGAGCCCCGCGGCCCCCGGCCCAGCGCUGACCCCGGGCGGGAGGAGUCGGCAGCGGCGGGAUGCCGGUCCGAGGAGGGACCGGGACCCGGUCAGCGUUCCCCCGAGGGCGGCUCGAGCUCCAGGCCGGGCGUAGGCCCCGGGGAGUCCCGGGGCUGGCACCAGGCAGCGGAGACCGAGAGGGAAGCAGCCGCGGCAGCGCCUCUGCUCGCAGGGGCCCCCGGGCAGCCCGGGGAGGGCGACGGCCCCGCCCCGGACCUGGAUGCUCUCUGGGACGAUUUCUCCCGGAGCCUCGUGGGCGACCACCGGGAGAUGCUGGCCUUCCUCGCAGGCCCAGGGGCAGGGCUGCGGGCAGAGGCUCCGCACGAGCUCGACGUGGUGCUCAGGACCGUCAUCCCCAAGGGGAGCCGGCACUGCCCGCGCGCUGCGCCGCGGAGGGAGAUGGUCGCGCAGGAUGUGCUCGGUGGGGCUGUGACAUUCCUGCCUCUGGAAGAAGAUGAGCAGGGCAGCUGGAAGGUUCAGAUGAGCAACGUGUAUCAGAUUCAGCUCAGCCGCAGCGCUGACGACUGGUUCAUAUCUGUUUUGAUUUUCUGUCCAGAAAGAUGGCAAUCGGAUGGGAUUGUUUAUCCCAAACCCGCCUGGCUUGGGCAAGAGCUGCCGGUCAGGCUGGCCCGGUGGUCUGUGGCGAGCGGGAGCAGUGGCUUCAAAAGCAGCCUGUCCCUCCUCCCCAUCCUCAAGUACAGCCGCACCUACCAGGAGCUCAAAGACAAGUACCAGCACAUGGUGCAGGUGUGGCCUGAAGUGACGGAUCCUGAGAAGUUUGUGUAUGAAGACGUGGCUAUUGCUGCCUACCUCCUGGUUCUGUGGGAAGAAGAGCGAGCCGCACAGGGCGUGAUAGCUAAGCAGUCCUUCGUGGACCUGGGCUGCGGAAACGGCCUCCUGGUGCACAUACUCAGCGACGCGGGGCAUCCAGGCAGAGGGGUUGAUGUCCGAAGAAGGAAGAUCUGGGACGUGUAUGGGCCGCAGACUCGCUUAGAGGAAGCUGCCAUCACCCCGAGCGACGAGACCCUCUUCCCUGACGCCGAUUGGCUGAUCGGGAACCACUCGGAUGAGCUGACCCCGUGGGUCCCCGUCAUCGCAGCCAGGUCCUCCUACCGCUGCCGCUUCUUUGUGCUCCCCUGCUGCUUCUUCGACUUCGCCGGAAGGUACCGGCGGCGGCAGAGCGGGAAGACGCAGUACCGCGAGUACCUGGACUUCGUCCGGGAGGUGGGCUCGGCCUGCGGGUUCCACGUGGAGGAGGACUGCCUGCGGAUCCCUUCCACCAAGCGCGUGUGCCUCCUGGGGAGAUCCAGGACCUACCCGCCCACCGCAGAAGCCCUCGCCGACCAGCAGAGGGCCCAGUACAUCAGCAGCAGCCGUGCCCCGGGGCCCGCCCCCGCCCCGCUCGGGGCCGAGACUGGCAGCGUGCACUGCUGUCACCGAGGUCUUCCUGACGGCCUCCCCGGUGACCCCCCCAAUGGUCCCGGAGCCCUGGAGCCUGGGGCUGAGGGAUGCUGGCUGCCCGGCUUUCGCCCCCGAGACAGAGCUGAGCGCGUGAGGAACUGCACCGCCCUCCCGAGGGAGUUCGUGGACCAGGUGGUUCUGCAGGUGGCCAGCCUGCUGCUGGGCGGAGCGCCGUUAAGCCCAGGGAGUCCUCCCAGCGGGAGUCCUCCCAGCGGGAGCACGCGGACCUGGAACCCAGGAGCGAGCCUCUCCCUGGCGGAGGUGGCGGGCGAGCUGGACAGGGAGACGCUGCGGAGGCUGAAGCGGGAGUGCGGUGGCCUGCAGACGCUGCUGCGCAACAGCCACCAGGUGUUCGCAGUUCUGAACGGGCGAGUGCGCUUUCGAGACUGGAGGGAGGAGAAGCUGCAGGAGGAGAAGCAACCGGAAGCCAAGCGCCGGCUGCUCUCCACGGCAUUCAAAACCCGCCUCUGCUGGUUCUUCUCGCACCACCCCGACGGCUGCGCCCUGCCCGCGGACCGCUGCCCCUUCGCCCACGGGCCUGCAGAGCUGCGGCCGCCCCCGGCCUCCAAGAGGAGGAAGCGGCCUCUGUGAGCCCGGGGCCCUGCCCGCCCCUCGGCCUGCAGUUCCAGGCUGGCAGUGCUCAAGCCACUUGCCUUCCGCCUGCCAUCAGUGUUCCAGGGGCAUCACACUCCAGGGACGGAAGCUGGAGAAGCCGAAGGCGCCGAGCCCCACGGCCACCCAAGUCCGGCCCGAGUUAAAUGAGGGAGCUGACAGGCUGGGUCUCAGCAUCGGGGAAGGGCUGGGGGGGUGUCAGGAGACGGAGGAAGUGCUUGAGCCGGCUCUUCGGGCAGCGCCCGCCCUGGGUGCCCAGGUGUGGAGGCAGGGUCACCUGGAAGUGCCCGCUGCCCCAGAGACCCAUGGGGACCAGCGGCCAGAGAGCCUCUCGCGCCCCACCCCGCCCCGAGGCGUCUCACCAAGUACGGUCACGUCUUCCCAUUAAAUUAUUUGUGCAGUUUACACACACACACUGUCGUGGUCCGUGGUUUUUGUGGCACGUAGUGCGGGCUCGCUGGGCACGUUCGGAGUAACAGAUAAACUCCCCCACCCAAGAGGCCCCAGCACCCCACCUCGCCCAAAGGUCACGGCCAGCCGGUGGCCCGCUGCCUCGCAGCUCCCAUACGUGGGUGAGCUCGGCCGGGUGUGGCCCUGCCCGCGGCUCCUGUGGAGGGGCCUGUGCACCCACAGGGUGGGAGGGGACAGCCCAGCACCGUUCAUCUUCUGGCUCCGGUCGCCAUUCCGGUGUCUUCCGGCCUCUGCCGUUUCUCCUUUUUCUAAAUUAACUUGAGAGAGAGACACUGGUAACGGUGUUCCACUCCCAAGGGAAUUCUGCUUCCAUGUUCCCGACUGGAGACCCAGCCCUAGACCUCGGUGUAUCCGGAUUAUGCUCUAAGGCAAUGUUUCCCAAACUUGACAUAUAUGUACCCCUUCUAUAAUUUUCAUAACGCUGAGUACCCCUCGUACUCCUGAGAAC